This is a messenger RNA of Cuculus canorus (common cuckoo), 2511 nucleotides long. Its product is annotated as hydrocephalus-inducing protein homolog. Gene Ontology annotation, biological process: cilium movement; axonemal central apparatus assembly. The annotation marks the transcript as partial. The record is from RefSeq and is a predicted model, not a curated record. Gene Ontology annotation, cellular component: axoneme. Lineage: Eukaryota; Metazoa; Chordata; Aves; Cuculiformes; Cuculidae. The transcript is spliced from 18 exons.
AUGGCCACUCGCAAGAUCUGUCAGCCCAUGGGGGCUGAUGGAUUCCAGAGCAAGGUGGCAGCACCUCGUGAUCAGAAGCCUGUCAGAAUGAGGCCUGUAACUGUCAGUACCUCCUGUGGCCAGAUGACUCCUUCUGCUUUCAUGAAGGAGAAGUCCUUCACUACCAAGCAGAGGCUGGCUGCUGCUCAGGAGUUGAAGCUGCCCCAGAUUACACAGCUUCGAGACAAGAGGGAAGCAUCUCAUCCCAAGAUGACUCCUUCUGCUUUCAUGAAGGAGAAGUCCCUUCCUACCAAGCAGAGGCUGGCUGCUGCUCAGGAGUUGAAGCUGCCCCAGAUUACCCAGCUUCAAGACAAGAGGGAAGCAUCUCAUCCCAAGAUGACUCCUUCUGCUUUCAUGAAGGAGAAGUCCCUUCCUACCAAGCAGAGGCUGGCUGCCUCUCAGGAGUUGAAGCUGCCCCAGAUUACCCAGCUUCAAGACAAGAGGGAAGCGUCUCAUCCCAAGAUGACUCCUUCUGCUUUCAUGAAGGAGAAGUCCUUCACUACCAAGCAGAGGCUGGCUGCUGCUCAGGAGUUGAAGCUGCCCCAGAUUACACAGCUUCGAGACAAGAGGGAAGCAUCUCAUCCCAAGUUCUCAACAGUUGACCUGGACCGAAGCUUGUUCCAGCCUCUCCCAUCAGAGGUUGUAUUUCAGAGCUACGUCCCUCAUGAGGUCUAUGAAAUGCCACUGGUUCUGAGGAAUGUAGACAAGGUUCCUCGGCGGUUGAAGAUUGUCAUGGAGAGCUCACUGUAUUUCAAACUAGAUGUCCCCAGUGGUGUGUGCCGUAAGGUAGCACCUGGCAUGACUACAUCUUUCCACAUCCUUUUCACCCCUGAGGAGAACAAGGAUUAUUUCCACCAGCUCACCUGCAUCACGGAAAGGGAAAUGUUUAAUGUGCCUAUUCGAGCUAUAGGUGCUCGAGCUAUCCUGGAUUUCCCUGACGAUCUGAACUUCUCCAUCUGUCCAGUCAAGUACUGCACCCAGAAAACUCUGCUAGUUCGCAACGUCGGUAAUCGGGAGGCCCGCUACUGCAUCAGCACUCAGAGCCCUUUCUCUGUCAGUCCCUCCAUUGGAAAUCUUGGAAUUGGUGAAGCCACACAAGUAACAGUGGAGUUCCACCCCCUGGAAACUGGGGAUCAUUCCAGGUCCCUGGUAGUUCACUAUGACACGGGUGAAGCUAUCCACACAACCCUUUAUGGAGUGGCUGUAGAUGUAAACAUUGGGCUGGAGAGGAGCUCCUUGACAGUUGAGAAGACUUACCUUACUCUGUCAAACUGCAGCACUGUGGUCCUCCACAAUCGGAGUGAAAUCACAGCCCACUUCCGGUGGAAGUCUUUUGCUACUCAGGAAAAGGAAGAUCAGGAGAAGCUGAGGCUGCAGAGGUGCAACGAGAACGUGGAAGUCUUUGACUGCACGGAGGACCCCAUUCUCCGAAAACACCUUCCUCCUCUCUCUGUCACCUUCAAGGGCAAGAAGGAAAAAGUGCAAAGAGACCCCAUGCUUUUCUCCGAUGAUGUUUUCACCAUUGACCCGGUGGAGGGAGAUGUCUUGCCAAAUUCUUCGAUUGAAAUUAAUGUGAUCUUUGAACCUCAAGAAGCCAGAGUCUAUCAAAAAAUGGUCUACUGCGACGUCUCAGGCCGUGAAACCGGGCUGCCCUUGUGCAUCAAAGGGGAAGGCAUAGAACCCCAGCUCCGUUUAAGCUUUGAGCAGCUGGACAUCGGGAAGGUUUUUGUUGGAUCAACCAACAGCUAUGAGGUGAUCCUGUUUAACAAAGGAGCCAUUGAUGCUUCCUUCAGCUUGGUGCAUCCAACUACAGCUCUGGCCUCCUGCUUCACCUUUGUUCCCCGAGAAGGCAUCAUUUCACCAGAUGGACUCCAAGUCAUCAAGAUCUUCUUCAGUUCCACCAUCCUGGGGAAGUUCAAGGAAGCAUUCAAGUUCAGGAUGAAGGGAUCCCCUGAGUUUGUGACUUUGACUAUCAGGGGCUGUGUCAUCGGACCAACUUUUCAUUUCAAUGUACCUUCCCUCGACUUCGGUGUUGUCUCCUUUGGCUUUCCUCGGACCCUGUCAUGUUGCCUCAGUAACACCUCCUCAGUACCCAUGACUGUUGACCUUCGCAUUCCUGGGGAUGGCUCGGGAGAGCCCAGUGUCACCAGUUCUGUUCUGAUGUCGGACAACACUCAUCCAUCCUGGAAAAGGGAAGCUCAAGGGCACAGAAGACCAACCGAAUUUACCAUAACUCCCUGUAGAGGGACCAUUCUCCCACAAGGAUGCCUGGAUAUCCAGGUCACCCUCUGUUCCAACACCAUGAAGAAAUAUGAGCUGGCACUUGUGAUGGACGUGGAGGGUGUUGGCAAGAAUAUGUCGGCAUUGCUUCUCACAGCCAGAUGCAUAGUUCCUGCGCUGCGAGUGCUCAAUCCUGUUGUGAUGUUUGGACAGUGCUUCCUGAAAGUCCCCUAUCAGCAGAUGCUGACCCUU